GUGCGGACGUUCCGGCUCCGGCCCGCAGGGGGCGCUGUUUGCGGGGGGUGGCCCCUCUCUACGUGCUGGUGGGGCUGAGCGCGGGGGGCUGGGUCCUGCUGCUCGCCCUGGGGCUGCGCCAGCAAAUGCAAAUUUUGGAGGAAUUGAAGCUUUUGAGGUCGAACUACUCAGAAAAUGAAGAAAACGUUCGGCAGGAGCUGGAGGAGACGCGGCGGCAGCUGACGCGGCUGCGGAGCGGGAUGCACCAAUAUUACCAAGAAUUACAAGAUGUGGCGGGGCUGAUUUGUAAAUCGGUGACGGACGGGAGGAAAUGCUCCUCCGGGUGGAAAAAUUUUGGGAAAAGUUGUUAUUUCUUCUCGACGGAGACGACGCCGUGGGCGGAGGCGCGAGAAACCUGCGCGGACCUGGGCGCCCACCUCCUCAUCGUCGACUCCGAGCCCGAGCAGGGUUUCCUGAUGGACAACAUCGAGACUGGGACCUACUGGUUGGGGGCGACGGACGAACUGGUGGAAGGAACGUGGGUCUGGACCAACGGCCAACAGGUCAAUUUUAGCUACUGGAACACGUGGAAGAAGGACAAGGAGCGGGAGGAGAAGGAUUGUGGGAUCAUCGGCCCCGGCGGCAUCUGGAGCGACGCUCGUUGUUCCCACCCAAACCGAUGGAUUUGUGAGAAAUCCUGGAAUUGCUGAUUUUUUUUUUUCCCCAAAUCUGGGCAAUUUUCACCCCCCCAAAAAAAAAAAGCAAUUUUUCCAACUUCCUGCUGAGAAAACGAGGUGAAUUCCCAUCGUUCAGGGGAAAACGUUCCCCCUUCUCCCAUAAAUCGCCCCUAAAAAAUUAAACGACCCCUCCCUUGUAACUAAAAUGAGCCAAAAAAAGUG
This is a messenger RNA of Calidris pugnax (ruff), 878 nucleotides long. Its product is annotated as CD209 antigen-like protein C. Lineage: Eukaryota; Metazoa; Chordata; Aves; Charadriiformes; Scolopacidae. The annotation marks the transcript as partial. The record is from RefSeq and is a predicted model, not a curated record. The transcript is spliced from 6 exons.